Messenger RNA from Pseudocercospora fijiensis CIRAD86, 6254 nucleotides. RefSeq lists its product as uncharacterized. Gene Ontology annotation, biological process: intracellular protein localization; retrograde transport, endosome to Golgi; endocytosis. The record is from RefSeq and is a predicted model, not a curated record. The coding region runs from base 1 to 6048 and encodes 2015 amino acids. NCBI's taxonomy places the organism in Eukaryota, Fungi, Ascomycota, Dothideomycetes, Mycosphaerellales, Mycosphaerellaceae. The transcript is spliced from 3 exons. Gene Ontology annotation, cellular component: membrane; Golgi apparatus; endocytic vesicle.
AUGGAGGCUUUGGCGAAGCCUUCUCAGAAAGGAACAGAAUCGGGAAAGAGAACAGAAACAGCAGCCAAUGCUAGGGAGCCAGAAUCACCCUUCGUCUUGGAUGUGCCCAAGCUCCGUUCUUUGCCUUCCGAGCAACAGGGCCUAUACCUAUUAACGUUUACUGCCGACCUUGCGCGCCAUGCCGAAGGACUAAGCGACGAAGAGAACAGUCGCGUGCAAGGAGACAUCAAGAAGGAACUAUACAAAGUCAUAUGCUUGAUUUCUCCACCGCCUUCGCGCGUGAUCAGGAAGAAUGUUGGGCGAUGCUGGGCAAGCCUUUUCAGCAAAGAAAGCAGGCGGGUCCUGUAUGAGUCUAUCAAUGAGCUAGUGGCUGUAAUAGCUUCUGGCAGGGAGAAAGAGCCAAAGACGAAGCAUGCGGCAAUAUACUGCUUAGGCGCCAUAUUCGAAGCAGCUGGCGACAGUGCUACAAGUCUGUCGCCUCUGGCUGUCAAUGCCAUCCUCAAACAUUUGAAAGCUGCAGCAAGUGAUGCAGGAUUGCGCAGUGCCAUCUUCCGAGCAUGUGCACGUAUCGCGAGAGGCAUCAGAGUGGCUAUCGAUGAAGAGCUUGGACGCGCAAUCUGGAAACAAGCUCGGAACGCCGCCGGCAGCGACAAGUCAUUGCUUGUUCAGCAAUCGGCGUUCGAAGCUCUCACUGAGCUGGUUCAGACCACGUCCUACUUUGACGAUUCGAACGCAUUUGAAAAGCUUCAGGCAGCGGUAUGGAGAGCGAUGGAAAGUCCAUCGACGCGUGUACGGCACGCUGCGGCAUCAUGCCUGGCUGCGCAACUUGUGAAGAGCUACACGGAGGUCGCAAGCAAGCAUGUUCUCAAGACCAAGAAGCCGAAAAAGUCGAAGAAGAACGAUAAAGUGGAAGAAUUGGAAGAGGACUCCGCAGGAAGACCGUCAUCUCCUGCUCCGGAUAAGCCAGCAACGGCUCUGUCAUUCACAUUGCAGGAAAUCUUGAAGAUCCUCUCCACGCAGUUCUGUAAGCCAUCAACGCCGAAUAGAGGCCGUGCUGGCAUAGCAGUCUGCUACGUGAAAGUCUUGAGAGCACUGGGAGAGAGCGUCGUUGAGAAUAAAUAUGGCGAGAUCGCAAGGCACCUGUUCUAUGAGCUGUCAAACUAUGCUGGAUGGCAAUACAACAAAUAUCGACAGCUUAUGGCACGCAAGUACGUCCGCCUCAUCCUGGAACGUGCUGUUGGCAGCAUGAUAGGCGAAACGGCGCAGCUUAACGCUUGUCGAUUCCUGAUCAACGAUAUCAUCAAAGACUAUCCGCAAGCUGUCAAGGAGCGGCCAGAGCCUCCUAAGGCUGUCCUGAUAGGCGCAAUCAGUGCUUUGAGCUCACUCAUACAUCGCAUCGACUCCGCAGUCGCAGUCAUCGCCGAGCACUGUCGGGAGGGUUUGAUUCAAGUGCUGCAGCAUCCUAGCUUCACUGUUCAGAUCCAAGCGGCUCGAGCACUGCGGACUUUCGUACUCGCCUGCCCACAGCAGUUACUGCCGACAGUCACGAUUUGCAUGAACAGCGUGGGUCGCGAGCUUAACUUGCUUGGAGGUCCUAGGCAGAGUCAACGGAGAUGUCUGGGCUACGCAUACGGCCUCGCCGCUAUUCUAAGCACUUCUACGCAUCAUCCUCUAUAUGGAUCGGUCGAUGUGUACGCUCGCGUGUUUCAGAAAGCCACUGAGUUGCUCAAGUCCAGUGGCAGCACCGAUCUGCGCAAUUCGAGCUGCCAGUUGCAAGUAGCUUGGAUUAUGAUAGGCGGACUCAUGUCGUUGGGCCCGAACUUCGUCAAAAUACACCUAGCACAACUCAUGUUGUUGUGGAGGAACGCUCUACCCAAGCCGAUGCUGAAAGAGAACAUGGGUCAACGCAACAUGCUGGAGCUGAGCUACCUUUCUCACGUCCGCGAGUGCGCCCUUGGCUCAAUCAAAGCUUUUCUCACGUUCAACCAGCGGCUCUUGACCUCUGAUAUAUCACGCCGUCUGUCGGCUAUGCUGGAGAAUACUGUAUCGUUCCUACAAAAUUUGCCCUCCAAAAGGACCAGUGACGAGCCCUCCAAUCGCCUGACUGCAGCAUUGCAGCUCCAAGACUACGAGGUUAUGGUCAGACGACGUGUUUUCGAGUGCUUCACCCAGCUACUCUGCCUCAGCCCAGCAGGCAGCAUCGAGGCCACUGCGUCAUCAACGAUCUUGCCACUCGCUGUGGCGUCCUUCUCGGAUGUAGAGCAUGAUGCUCCAAACUCGCUCGCUGCUGCAAUUGCCACUGCUGCGGCUUCUUUGGAGAGCAUCUGGGAUCUCGGAGAUAACUAUGGCUUCGGCGUGACAGGUCGCAUCCACGGCCUUGACCUGCGAAGCCCGAUCGAUGGAAAGCGAGAAAGGCAUUGGUCAAGCCAUGAUGAGGUGGAGUCCGAGAUUGACGAGACCAUACUUUCGCCUGUUGGCAAAGCAAUCGAGAAUGAUGCCACAUGCUGCUACCUUGGAGCUGCCUAUGGCGAACACGACCGCCCUGGUCCCCCAGCCACAGAAGCCGUUGAUGCCGCAAUAGCUGCAUUUGCGCUAGCUUUCCCGCUACAAUCGCCACGUAUCCAAGAUAGCACUCUGGAGCAGAUUGCAGGAUCCAUGAGUGCAGUCUUACCAAAAGAGCCAUUCAGAAAGGUCGCCAUCACUGCCAAUGUAGCUCUAGCCCUUUUUACGACACUUCGAGUGGCGACCGGUGACGCGGGCUCGACCAAGGGAGAGCUGAGAAACAUGAAAGCUGAACAGUCUAUUCAGAGUCUGCUUCAUGUGUGCGUCCAGGAUCCAGAUCAAAGCAUCAGGUCUAUUGCAGCAGCCGCACUUGGUCGACUUUGCUUGAGCUCUGGUACAGCUUUAACCGGCUCUGAGGUCACCUGGCUGACUGAGAAGAUUGUCAAGAACCGGGAGCCUCACGUCCGCGCAGGCUGUGCCAGUGCUCUGGCUAACAUCCAUUCGCAGCUCGGAGGCAUGGCUGCUGGCCUGCAUAUGAAGAACAUCGUAGGCAUUUUGAUGUCACUCGCAGCCGACACUCAUCCUUUGGUCCAUUUCUGGGCGCUCGACAGCCUCGCGCAAAUUGCGGAGUCGGCAGGCCUCAACUUCUCGCCGUACGUGACGAGCUCAAUCGGCAUGCUUAGUCAACUUUACGUUUCGGAUGGUCACAACGAAGAGACGCUGGCGCAAGCCUCCUCCAACAUGGAGAUGGAGUUGCCAGUCUCUGCAGCAAUCGCUCGAGGAGUCGAUGCAAUCAUCAAUGUUCUAGGACCAGACCUGCAGGACAUGGCCAAGGCCAGAGAUAUGAUACUAACACUCGUUCGUCUCUUUUCUGAAGAAGAGGAACCUUCAGUCUUGCUUGAGAGCCUGCGGUGCUUAGAACACCUGUCGUUGUAUGCGCCAGGAUACAGCGAAUUUGCCGCUUAUGUGCGGCGAUUGCAAACCGAUAUCGACUCUUCGUCUCCAGAAAUAUCUUCCCUUGCGCUGCAUGGGAUGUUUACGCUGAUGCGACGUGACACGCCAGAGGUGAUAGGUGCUGCGAGACCUGGUCUGGAAGAUCGCCUUUGGGAAUACCUGAAUUUUGAACCAGACCAGAAGUCAAUACAGAAUAUUUUCACAAAUUGGCUGCAGCAGAACGGGUCGAGUGAUCCGGGCGAUUGGAUCCAGCGAUGCAACAAUGUGCUCACGAAGACGAUGACAAGAUCUGAACAAGCACCAAAGACAGCAGUUCCCACCACUCCUGCUGCGCCAGACCUGCAAGAUGAAGAAGAGUUGAUGCGUUGGCAAGUGCGUCUUUUCGCCAUGGAGUGUCUAUUGAACCUGAUCGCGAUGAUCCGUAAGGAAGCCGCCAUAACUGACGAUAGUCCUGGCGAGGCAGCACUUCAAGCCCGGGUCGCCGACGUGAUCCGGAUUGCAUUUUCAGCUUCGACCGCAGGUGUUGCGGCGUUGAGAGUUGUGGGUAUGCAGAUCAUCGACCAGAUCUUGAAGAUGUUUGGCAAGACGCCAGACCCAGACUUCGCUGAAGCGAUGCUGCUCGAACAGUACCAAGCACAGAUCAGCUCGGCGUUGACACCGGCUUUUGCAGCCGACUCAUCGCCUGAGCUCGCUGCCGCAGCCGUGAAUGUCUGCGCUACAUUCAUCGCUACUGGCAUUGUGACUGACCGAGAGCGCAUGGGCCGGAUACUGAAGACGCUCGAGUCAGCGCUAGACAGUUUCUCGCGCGAUACGGAUACAGCCAGCAUUGGCGAUUUGAGAGCGCUGAGUGCAAAUGCUCAGGUUAUGGUUCGCACGGCAGUCUUCUCUGCCUGGGCAGAAUUGCAAAUCGCCAGCGGCGAGCAAAAGUACUUGAUCGAAGUCGUCAAGCCGCACAUUGGCCAGCUUGUGCCUCUUUGGAUUUCAUCUUUGCGCGAGUACGCACGCUUGCGAUUUGAGCCGGACAUCUCUGCAACUACUGCCACUCCUGCGACGUCUGCCGACGUGGAUUUGGUGUAUGCUGCAUUGAACAGAGAAACACUUCUGAAGUUCUAUCAUGCUUCUUGGCUGAGCCUUGUGGAUGCCAUCGCCAGCUUGGUUGACGAGGACAGCGAAUUCGUCUUUGACGCUCUCGACAAUAAGCAUACUGAUCAGAAGAAUGGGGAUGGCGAGCCAGGUGCUGUGAAUGGCAUUGUCCGGAAGAGUACAGGCAUCAAUUAUCGAGAAGAGCCUGUCGCUUUCUUCUUCGUCCUGUAUGGGCUGGCCUUCGAAUCGUUGGCAGUGCGCAGCGUCGACGAUGAUGUGCUUGCACGGCAGCGAAAUCUGGACAUUCUCGAAGCGUUGAAGAAGAUUCUCCGACCGUCAGUCUCAGGCAAUGCAGUAUACCAGGAGGUUGUCUUUUCGGAGACGAUGGACUUGCUCGAUCGAAUGGUCCUCACCGAAAGCCUCGGCGUGCAGCGCGUGAUUGUUGAGAUUGCUCGCAACCUGUGCCUAGUGCAUCCAUCGUCAAGAAAGGGACAGCAAACUCCGAUCAACGGCGAAAAUCUAUCCGACGACAUUGAACAGCUCUUCGAGCUGACGCGUAUCAUAAUCCUGGUCAUCGCUGGACUGGUGCCGGGUCUCGCAGACUCACCAGUCGCUUCGCAUCUCGAGACGUCCGAGGAAGCAAUCGCACUUGUUCGCGCAGCACUCCAAGCUCUGGUCGACGUGUCUGAGGUGUUUCCCUCGAUUAUCAAGACAGAUCUCCAUGCAUCUAUUCUCCAUAUCUUUGUCACCAUCCUCAGCACUGCAAGCUGCCAAGCAGCGGUUUUGCCACAAGCACUUCCGAUCUUCAGAAGAUUCAUUGCCAGCUUGGCCGAGGAUGAAAGACCAAACACUCGACAACAGGUCCAGAACGCUCUAAGACGCAUGUUGGCCAUCUUGAGAAAUGCCCAGAAACGAGAGACCGAAGCCAGUCUACCCUGCGAGAAGAACACCUUGCUUGCAAUCACUGUUCUCUUGUCGGCGGCGCAGUCCUUGUUCGAGACCGAUGAUGCGCUCAUCAUCCGAUACAUAAACGAGCUUCGUGAAAGUCUCGCAGCACCGAACACCACCAAAGUGGCCUCUGGCUGCUACAGAACUCUUCUGCUCCAAGGGGUUGCGCCUCGUCUGGCCUUUUCACAUGCGGUCAGCUUCAUUCUAGAAGCUCCGGAGCUGGAAGGAAUGCAUGAAUCUAAGCUGGUAAUGGCGCACACCUUGACAUCAUAUGUCGCGAAGUUGUCCCCGGCGCAAAAGCCACCGGCAGUCGUUCUCGUCUUGAAUGCGCUGCUCAGUUGUGCCGCCAAAGACGGACCGCAAUCUUAUGCAGGCAUUGCAGCUAGGACUUUGGAGCUUGCCGCUGCCGACAGCGCCACGUUCAGAGCGCUGAUCACAAGCAUGGCUGGAGAGCGCAAGCAACUGAUGGCGCAAGUGCUCAAGUCACAGGCCGGCAAUCGCAACAGCAGACGAGACCCCACGGACCGAGAGCCAACAAUCGCUUUGAAGAUGAAUUUCUGAUCCGGCGACUAUCCACGAGAGGCAUUAUCUGUCGUCGCCUGACGCUGCGACUCAUUUGAUUGUUGCGUCGCCAACUCAUGCUGGUCAGCGUUGUGAGACCUUGCGUUGGCUCGAUCCCCUUCCAGUUUAGUGCUCGCGAACAUGGAAAGCAUUGCCAGAUCAUAGGAAGCCUUCAAGCCACCAGCUACUACAAACGAAAUCCAGAA